GAAAAAAAACUUCGAAUAUUUCAGAAGCUUUACCUUAUCAAUCAGCCAUGGCUGCUGCUUCUGCUGCGUGCGUGUAUUCUGUUGGGCCACGUUUCUUCCGCCCACGGCGCACUUUAGCAGCAACGGCGUCUCAGUUCGUAUCAUCCUUCUCAUUCUCUCAACUGGGUUUCAAUUAUCUGCUGCCGCGGACCAGUGUACCCGCGAGUAGAAAGCUUUUUGUGGUUCGAGCCGCUAGAACCGAUUCCAAAGGGGUCUCUUUGGGCUUCAGAGCUCCAGACUUUGAGCUUCCAGAGCCUCUUACUGGGAAAGUUUGGAAAUUGACGGAUUUUGAAUCUUAUCCUGCUUUGCUGGUUAUGUUCAUUUGCAACCAUUGCCCGUUUGUUAUACACCUGAAGAAAGAUAUUGUUAAGCUUACAAAUUUCUAUAUGAAGAAAGGACUUGCGGUCGUAGCAAUUUCUUCAAAUUCUGUAUCUACGCACCCACAGGAUGGACCAAAAUUCAUGGCUGAAGAAGCUAGACUUUUCAACUAUCCUUUCCCAUAUCUGUAUGAUGAGACACAAGAUGCUGCCAGAGAUUUUCGAGCAGUUUGCACACCUGAGUUUUUCCUAUUUAAAAAGGAUGGUCGGAGACCGUUUGAACUGGUGUACCAUGGACAAUUUGAUGAUUCAAGGCCAAGUAAUAAUGUUCCUGUAACUGGGAGGGACUUAAGCCUCGCAAUAGAUUGUGUUCUAAGUGGUCAACCAGUAUCGUCAGUGCAGAAACCAAGUGUUGGAUGCAGCAUAAAGUGGAACCCAUAGACAGAGAAUGUCUGUAAACGGCGCCACUGACACACUGCGUGAAAAGAACACUCUUGAAACUCUUUCUUGUUGCUUAUAAUUUAUAUGAGGAUUUAUGAGAAGGAUCACGAUUUAGUGGAAGGUUGCUUGCAUUCUUAGCCAGUGGUGCUUGAUAAGGUAUAACACAUAUAUCAGUGGGCCUGUGAUUUAAGCGUGACACAUGACUAAGACCGCUCUAUCUUGUAGGCUUCCAAGAACAUGGAACAUGAGAUCUUAUUGUCACGCCCAAAAUAAUUGUUGUGGAAGGAUAGUGGUCCUAUUUUCACCUUUAUAUAAUUUUCAUGUCAUAUUCAUUAGUCAUG
Molecule: messenger RNA, 1138 nt
Organism: Morus notabilis
Lineage: Eukaryota; Viridiplantae; Streptophyta; Magnoliopsida; Rosales; Moraceae
Exons: 10
Coding region: 48-797 (249 amino acids)
Molecular function (GO): antioxidant activity; oxidoreductase activity
Source: RefSeq, a predicted model, not a curated record